Salmo salar (Atlantic salmon) is the source of this 3597-nucleotide messenger RNA. NCBI's taxonomy places the organism in Eukaryota, Metazoa, Chordata, Actinopteri, Salmoniformes, Salmonidae. The record is from RefSeq and is a predicted model, not a curated record.
AUUUUUUUCGUUUAAAGCAUAUCAAGAUCCGAACAGGUGAGAUUAUUAGGUUGACCUACUGUAAUAAAACAAAUAUUUUUGUCUGUUUCCACGGUAACUUCAUGGACAACAUCUUUUUUUAGAACAAAUUACUUCUCCAAAAACUUUUCUAGAUGUAUAGAUUUGAUGUUGGCCUCGCCAGGGAGCCGUAGCCAUGCAUACCAGCGCAUCUUCAUGUUGUGUUUUUUACGUCAUAGCCAAUCAACCUAUAAACAUAGACCAAUGAACGAUGGACGUGGAGCUUGUUGGAGUAACACACGUUUUGGAUGCCAUCACGUUUUGGGCACAGAAUGUCAAUGACGAUCAAGCCAUUGAAAACAUAAGAAAUGCCUUGGCAGACAAAUGCCCAACAGCCCAAAGGUUACUUGGAACUCCCAAUCCUCAGAAGAUUUAUGGGGCAGUCUUCUCAGAGGACAGCUGUUGGUACAGGUGCAAGGUCCUGCAGCAGACUGAUAAUUUUCACGUGUCCUACAUUGACUAUGGGAACACAGAGUUCAUCAGUCGGUCAGCUCUGGUGGAGCUGCCAGGGGAGCUACAGUCACCUUGUCUGGCCAAGAAGUACAAGUUCUGGGGCUUCAAUGUGUCCACUGACCAAGACUCAGCACAUUUCCUGCAGGGAAAGGCCUUCCUUCAGAAUCUGAUCUAUGGGAAGAAGGUCCGCAUCCAGAAGAAGUCUGUCUGCUUCGACGGGACCGUCCUGGUCCAGGCUUUUCAGGGAAACCUGGACAUCGGUGAAGAGGUUUUGAAGAUGAAGUUUGCCAAGUUCACCCUCCCAGGGAGUAACCGCGAGAGCCCCAUGUCUGUACGGGCCCUGCAGGAGUCCCAUUGCCUGUGGCCUCAGCGGGUGUUGGAUUGGCCUGGCCCCCAGGGGGAUGGGGACAUGCCUGGCUCUACAGUCUGCAUGCCCAAACUACGGCCUGCUUUCCCCGACCAGAGUCCCCUUUCAAUGAAGGAGAAGAGCACGGCCACAGCCCAGCAUGCUGCCAACCUAGUGAAGAAGAAGAUGGAGCUGGUGGAGGAGAACCAGAGGCUGAAGGCAGAACGAGAGACCCAGCGCAGGGAGGACCAGCUGAGAGACAGUCUCUCAGAGCUCCAGAAGUUGAAAGAGGAGACUGCGAAUUAUGCCAAAGAGGCAGAGAGAUGGAAGGUGGAGAGGAACACACUUCAGAACCAAUCAGAGCAGCUGGAGGAACACCUGAAAGUUGCCAAACAGGAAGUGCAGGCUAUGAGGGGACAGUUAAAGAAGAAGGAGAAGCAAGUGGAUAAGCUCCUGGACUCAGCGGUGGCUGAACGGUUCUGUCGGCUGGCUGAGAGAGUCGAUUCUCUGAGAGGAUUAAGAGAGAGAAACCCAGGUAACACGGAUAGUGACAGCCUUACGGAGUCUAUCAAUGUUGUCAUAAACAACAGCAUCUCUGCUCCGGUUGCCAUGGAGAAGCUGGAGUCGGCAUGGAGAGAUUACAGCCUGGCUCAGGAGAAACUCAAGGCCUGUCCGACGAAGGAGCAGCUUGGGGAUCUGAUAGACAACCGGAAUAAGGUGCGAGGUGUUCUGGCUGCCACUGUAGAGUCCUUCCUUCAGGAGGCUAAGUGUUUGCCAGUCAGACAACGCAUGGACAAACUGAAGGAGGUGAGCUCUUCCCUGACUGCUGUGUUUGGUCCAGCCUCUAUGGAGGGUGAUGUUGGAGAACAGGCCUUUGAGCAGUACUACCAGUGGAGGACUCAGAGGAGUCGGCUCACCAGCUCCGUCAGAGAUGGGACGGACAAGGCCCUCAAGGCCCUCUGUACCUGGUCGGAGAACGUUGGCAAGUUUUUCUGCCUGUCAGCUAAGACAGUGGUGGGAGUGAAUGACAUAGUGGACGGAGUGAAUGAGCUGUUGAAGCAGGCAGAGAUCAACGUGGCCAAGGAGCUGGACUCUCCCCUGUCAGUCGGAGAGCAGAACAACCAUGAGACCAAGGUAGUGUCCAACGCUUUCCACAAAGUCAUGCAGCACAUCCAGAGUGAACAGAGUCUGCUGAGUGACAUUAUGGAGAAAUAUCUGCUGAACACAAAGUUUAAGGGUGAGAUGCUACAGUGGCAGAAUGCUAGCCCGACUCCAGACUCUCUGUUCUCUGUGAAGAAACGUAUCCGCAGCCUGAGGGCUCAGCUGAGGUGGAGACAGGUGGAGGAGGCCAGUCUGGAGGAGGCUGAAGAUUUUGACCUAACAGAGAUUCUGAAGAAGAAGGAAGAGAUCGCUGAGAUCAGAAACACUCUUUUCCAAGAAAUCGGUCAAGAAAGAAAAGAAUAUAUGAAGCUCAGUGCUCUGGCUGAAGGCUGCUGUCCUGAGCUCCCCCUGCUCUACCCUGAGGCAGACAUCCACAGCCACAUGAGCUCUGGAGGUCUGGUGGUGAAGAGUCUGGACAGGGACAUGUUUGACGCUGAGCCCAUGAAGGAGCUGAGUGGACGCAGGCCUCUGGUCUGUACUGAGUUCCAGGGACAGAGGGUCAUACUCAAGGGUUACACUGUGAAUGAGGAGGCAGAGGCCAGAGUGUUGGAGAGAACCACCCAGUUUCACAGAACCAGGACGCAGCGGGAGAGUCAGACUGACACUGGAAUACUCCCUCUUCUGGCACUGUUCUUUGGCAAGUCAGACCCUCUUGCCUAUGUGAUGGUGCCAUACUUCCCCAAUGGAAGUCUCUGGGCUGUUCAGGCUGCCAAACCCCUAACUGCCACAGAGACUGUGAAGGUGAUGAGAGGCGUGGCCAGGGGCCUCCAGGCCCUCCACGCUGCAGGCGUCACCCAUGCCUCCCUCAACCCCAACAACGUCUUCGUCCUCCACCGACACCAAGGCAUGGUGGGAGACUACGACUUCAUAAAGACUCCUGUACAGAGGGCAAUGGACAGUGGGAUGGUGGCCGGCUCUAUCAGCCUGGUGGCCCCAGAGCUCUGCCAGACACAAGGCACACCUCCUACUCCAGCCUGUGACAUGUACUCCUACGGCUGCCUGCUGUUCUGGCUGCAUGCCCCAGGGUUCAACGGGGAUCUGGAUAGUGGAAGAAGACUGGCCCUGGAUAUCAGCGGAGUGAAACUGGAGGCCAGACUCCAAGCCCUGCUGUCUAAGCUGCUGGUGUGUGUUGGAAGACUGACUGCAGCUGAGACCCUGGCUGAUGACUACUUCCUGUCUGACCAGUAACCAGGCAACAAGGAGCUAGUACAGUAACCAGUACAUACUGGGAUAGUUUGGUUGACAGUUUUACUUUAAUACUAGCCUGGGUAACGUCUGUUUAGCUAACAUUCCACUCCGUGACAUGCCAAAGAUGGUUUAGUAUGUCAAGAAGUGGAAUAAUGGCUAAACAGACCAGUACCCAGACUACUUCAAUACUACAAUGUUUUGUUGAUCUGCCAAUAUAAAAGCACAAUAUAUUUGUCAGUCUGCUGAUGUAAAAGCACAGUAUCAUGUUGUUUAACUGUAUAUUAUUUUCCUUUUUAAAUGUUCUGUUCAGUAAUUAGAUUAUGUUGGGGUAUCCUGUCUUGCAGUUGUCACUUUCUAGAGUAAAUAAAAGACGUGUUCUGAGAUGGACCUGA